AUGUCGCAUGCAUUGGUCUAUGUGCUUUCGCUGGCAACAGCUGUGUUUGCUGGGCCAGUCGUGAGCCCUAAAGCGUUGAACUCCGACAUAACAAUUCUCAUUCAAAAUGACUUGACCGAAAGUUCCAGCCCUCUAGCAGGAUUGGGCGUCCUCGUGUUGGAUCCAAUGCCUCUGCAUUUGGCCAGAAAAAGCUGCGAGGACCUCGGGGAGUCGUUGUGGGAUUCAAAUACCGGCUUCGAUCGGAUCCAAAGCCAAUUGGAAUACAUGGUGUUGCAGAACACAUAUGGUCCCCAGCAGAGAUUCUGGGUCUCGUCAACUCAAUGUGCGCCACUGAGCAUCGACUCGAAAGGCUCUGUGAAAGAGGCGGAUGCGGAUCAGGACUUGCCUGCUCUGUGCACCCAGAGCGCACCAUUCUCUACCGUCAAUGUCACCGACACAUCCCCAAAUGGCAGGUCUCUCUAUCGAGACCGAAAGAGCUUUCGCUUCUUGGGGCUACGCUAUGCCGGGAAAACUAAGCGAUGGAAUUAUUCCAAGCUAUACAAAGGCAAACUCGGUCACGCAUCAGCGCUAGAGUACGGGUCAAGCUGUGCGCAAGGCACCGAAGGCUCUGAAGAUUGCUUCUUCCUCAACGUCUGGACCCCCUAUCUUCCGAAAUCAAGGGCCUAUUCUCGGGACCGUUUGAGGCCGAGGAGAUGUGUCGUCGUGGUGACUAUCAAUUAUCGCUUGGGAACGCUUGGUUUCCUGGCUUUGGAUGACGGUACCACGAAUGGUAACUACGGACUGGCGGACCAGAUCACUGCUCUGGAUUGGGUCCGACGCAACAUUAAAGACUUUGGUGGUGACCCCAACAAAAUUACAAUCUUUGGACAAUCAGCAGGGGCAGGUUCAGUCCGGGCCCUGCUGGCCUCCUCUGAAGCACGGGGCAAAUUCGCGGCUGCCAUCAUGGAGAGCAACCUGGGAGGACUGGCUUACGGAACCACGUACUCCAUGUACUACACCAUUGAGGAAGAAAUGGCAGUUGCCGGAAACGCGAUUUUGCGUGAGACGAAAUGUGCGAAUGCCACUUCCCACCUGGACUGCCUGCGUGAUAUCCCCGCCGUGAACAUCACCAGUCUCAACACCACUGCACGAUACCUGGUCGUCGAUGGGAAGUACCUGACAAGCACGGCACUUAAUUUGACGGAUAGUGCAUCCACAGCCAAGGUUCCCCUAAUGUUAGGAACAAUGCGAGACGACGGUGCCGCAUUCAUCGGAUAUCCAGAUCAAGGCGAUACCCUGGCCAAAUUCCUACGCAAGUCAGGUCUUCCAGCAGCGCUUGCUUCCGCAGACCAAAUCUUCCCACUCCCAUCCGGCUCCAACCAGACAUUGGACGUAUUCAACACAACCGCCCGAGUAGCAACAGAUGGUAUCUUCCGCUGUAUCGACCAAGCAACUGCCUUUGCAGGAUUCAAGAACCACAUCUUCCCAGAAGUUUACUACUACGAAUUCAACCGCAGUUAUCAAAUGCACGACUACUCACCGAAUCCUCCACUCUGCGAAGCGCCCAUCACUGCCGACCACCCUCACGGAGACCCGAAUCAGGAAUACUUCAAAUGUCAUUCCGGAGAGCUCUUCUACGUCUUUGGUAACCUGCGUCGCAUGGGAUACCCAUUGAGAGACGAGUACGAUCUACCAUUCGCCCAAUUCGUGCUGGACACUUGGGCGAGCUUCGCACGUACAUUCGAUCCUACCCCGGAUCUGAGCUUUACCAAGACAAGGGGGUAUCUCAAUACCACUCGGCAGAUUGAGGAGGCUGGGAAAUGGCUGCCGUUCAAACAUGAUGAUUAUCAGCUUCGUCGGUUGCAGUGGCCUUCGUCAAUGGUGAAAUUGGAUGAAAUUGAGCAGUGUCGGGCAUUGUCACUGCCGUUGGGUUAUUACGUAUAG
Penicillium oxalicum is the source of this 1923-nucleotide messenger RNA. Its product is annotated as putative carboxylesterase. The record is from RefSeq and is a predicted model, not a curated record. The transcript is spliced from 4 exons. Lineage: Eukaryota; Fungi; Ascomycota; Eurotiomycetes; Eurotiales; Aspergillaceae. Bases 1 to 1923 code for a protein of 640 amino acids.